This is a messenger RNA of Penaeus vannamei (Pacific white shrimp), 2107 nucleotides long. Lineage: Eukaryota; Metazoa; Arthropoda; Malacostraca; Decapoda; Penaeidae. The record is from RefSeq and is a predicted model, not a curated record.
CAGUGUCCUCGGGAACGCGAGAGGGUUCUGUGGACUCCCUCGCUGGCUUGUGUAGGAUAUGCUGACAGGUGGGGGAGACGGCGAGACGCUUGUGCUACUCCUCUGGGAACGCACGGCAGGAAGGAGUAGUAGUGUUGUGCUCGAAUCGUAAAGUUUUCAGGAGUGAUCUAGAGGCGACGAAGAAGCAGAAAAUGACAGUGUUAUCUUGAGGUUCUUAUAGACUGUAAUAUAUUACUCGCUUGACUUUCAGCAUGACACGAAACGCUGAAAUCUAUCUGUGGGCGUUGGUGCUGUUGAGUUCAGCAGCUGCUGCCAGUCGGGGUCAGCCGCACAUCGUUCUCAUAGUCGCCGAUGACCUUGGCUGGAACGACGUGUCCUGGCACAACCCUCAGGUAGUCACGCCCCACCUGGAGGACCUAGCAAGGCGGGUCAUCCUGGAGCAGUCCUACGUCCAGCCCAUCUGCACGCCCACGAGGUCAGCGCUUCUCACGGGGCGCUAUCCCUUCACGCUCGGGAGACAGCAUUCAGUACUGAAGGACAACGAGCCCACAGGACUUACCCUCAACGCCACCCUCCUGCCGCAGUCCCUGAAGGAGGUCGGGUACUCCACCCACGCCGUUGGGAACCCCUCAUGGUGCCAGAGGAGUACAUGAAGCCUUACGACCACAUUCAGGACCUUGAUCGAAGGACGUACCUUGGUAUGGUGACAGCCAUGGACGAGGCGGUCGGGAGGGUCGUGGCGGCACUUAAGUCGUCGGGGCACUAUGAGGACUCAGUCAUCGUUUUCACUACUGACAACGGCGGACCCACUAAGCACGGGGCUAAUAACUGGCCGCUGAGAGGCUACAAGACGACCCUGUGGGAGGGCGGCACGAGGGGCGCCGCCUUCAUACACUCUCCGCUGCUGCCCAACCCUGGCGCCGUCUCCCAUAAAAUGAUCCACGUGACUGAUUGGUACCAGACUUUGGUUGGCUUGGCAGGGGGCGUGGCUCCGGGAGACACCGACGGCUUUGACCAAUGGGCUUCUCUCACUAGCUCCGCCCCUUCUCCUCGGACGCAGUUGAUUUACAACCUUGAUGAUACGGAUAAAUUCAAGGCCGGAAUUAGAGUGGGUGACAUGAAGCUGUUGAUAAACCCUGGGAACGCGGGUUGGACUCCACCCCCAGAGAGCGAGCCAACCAACCAGGAACCGCCACACAGCCAAGCGACAAAGACUGAAACCUCUUCUUCCAAGAAAUACACACCAGCCAAAAGCUACGAGAAUUCUUUAUACGCAGAAGGGGACAAGUCUGAGUCUUGGAACCACGCCAGAAGAGGUCGGUCCAGUCCAGGCCGAAAGACAAUGUUGCAGUUGAACCACGAGCUGAUGGAAAGGGAGUCCACGUUGGUAGAGGGACCUUACGAGGACUUGCAGGCGGUUCCUCAGUCAAAGGAUCAAGCAGGGUUCGGCAGCGACGUGGCUCCAAACCAAGACAAAAGUUCUAUUUCAGAGAAUUUUGAUGGCAAGGACGAUCUUAAGCUUGACUACUUCUUCAGGAAUGUAGAUAUACAGCUCUAUAAUAUUAAAGACGACCCUGACGAGCGCGUUGACCUCUCCAAGAUCGAGAGCGACACAGUGGAAGACCUCCUGCAGACACUGCUGAAGGAGAUGCCCCGUUACGUUGCUGCUGACAUCAAGCCCGGAGACCCAGGAGCUCACCCAAAGCACUGGAAUAACAUCUGGUCUCCUGGAUGGUGCUGACGAGUGACUUGGGACUCAGGACGUCAGCCGCGGUGUGUGCGUGUGAUGCAAGCGGCGAAGAGAAGGCCGAGAAAACAUGACAGAUAUCUUUAAGGCCUUUCCGUUGUAUUGUUCCUCCCAGUUCCUUCUCUUUAAUGCUUUAUUUACAAUUUGUUCGGGCUGAGUCCUCCAUAUCUCGGCGUUUGCUUGUUUGCUUUGUUAUAGUUGCUUGGUUAUGAGACCAAAGAAAUAAAGGAGAAUGUUAUAUGUACUGGAAAAUAUGAGGUAAUGUUUAUGUUACGAAAAUUUGUUAGAGAAAUGAAUUGUUAUACGCGUAUGAUAUACCAAGUGAAACUGUCUAUAAUAAAUGCUUAUCGCCUUUGUUUC